This is a messenger RNA of Anoplopoma fimbria (sablefish), 2811 nucleotides long. RefSeq names its product GTPase IMAP family member 8. NCBI's taxonomy places the organism in Eukaryota, Metazoa, Chordata, Actinopteri, Perciformes, Anoplopomatidae. Gene Ontology annotation, molecular function: GTP binding. The transcript is spliced from 5 exons. Bases 1 to 2811 code for a protein of 936 amino acids. The record is from RefSeq and is a predicted model, not a curated record.
AUGGCAACCAGCGAGCUGUCAGCAUGGGACGGCUGGUGUGCAUCCCAGUUAAAGAUUAUCCUCCUUGGUGGCAGAAACUGUGGUAAGAGCUCUCUGGGGAACACAAUCCUGGGCAAAGAGGAGUUCGUCACCAAAGAGAGGACCUCGUGCUCCAGGAGACUGGGUGUGGUGGCUGGACGGUGGCUCACUGUGGUGGACACCCCCGGCUGGUGGUGCGACUCCAGCUCCAAGGACACAUCUGAGCUGGUGAAGAGGGAGAUUGUAAGCAGCGUCUCUCUGUGCGCACCAGGCCCGCAUGUUUUUCUCAUCACGAUCAAGGCGAGCUCAGGCUUCUCAGAGAAGCGUCGCAGGGCCGUGGAGGAGCACGUGGCCCUGCUGGGCGAGAGGGUGUGGAGUCACUGCAUGGUGGUCUUCGUCUCUGCUGACAAGUCCAAACACACAGGAGCUGAAGAGCUCAUACAGAGCGGCGGGGAGGCCCUCCAAUGGCUCAGCGGGAAGUGCAGUCGGAGGUGUCACAGUGUUAUGUCCGGCGAUGAUGCUGAACUCAUCGAGCUGCUGGAGAAGAUACAGAAACUAGUCUCGGGAAACGGAAUAUUUGAAAUGCAGGAAAACAUUUUGCAGGCAACGGUAGAGGAGAAGAGGAGAGUGGAGGAGAGGGCUCGGCAGAGGUUUGUGAGAGGGAAGAAACACAGAUCUCUCAUGAGAGGCGAGUUGCGGCCCAUAACUGAUAUCCGGAUUGUGUUGGUGGGAGCAAAGGGUUCUGGGAAAAGCUCCACUCUGAACACCAUCCUGAGCAGAGAGAGCAGCCAGUCGGUGAGGAGGAGGACGGCCAGGUGUUUGGUCGCCAAAGGAGUGGUGUUUGGGAGACAGGUGACUGUGGUGGACACACCGGGCUGGUGGAUGAACUACUUCUGUGACGAAAGUCCCGCCUUUGACCUGAGGGAGCUGGUGCUCAGUGCGUCUCUCUGCCCUCCGGGGCCUCACGUCUUCCUGCUGGUGAUCCGUUUGGACAGAGCCUUCACUGAAAUCUACAGGAGGGCAGCCAUGGAGCAUCUCCGGCUGAUUGGCGAACACAUCUGGAGUCGUGUCAUGGUGCUGUUUAGUUUCGGGGACUGGCUGGCAGGCACGACCACGGAGCAGUGCAUCGAGAGCGAGGGGGAGCCUCUGCGUUGGCUCGUUGAGAGAUGCGGCAACAGGUAUCAUGUCCUGAACAAUAAAACGAAAGGGGACGGGUUUCAAGUCAGAGAGCUGAUUGGGAAGAUUGAAGAAAUGGUCGCCGGCUGCAACGGCUGCGUGCAUUAUGAAAUAGAGAGGGAGGCGGUGGAACAACUGGAGGGGGAGAUGAGAAGAGAGGAGGAGAGAGCCAAGGAGAGACGGAUGAGGAAGGAGAAACAGAGGCAGAUGGCGAGGUCUCAGCUGGAGAAGCUCAACCCCAUCACAGAACUGAGAAUGGUGCUGAUUGGCCGCGGGAAAACAGGUAAGAGCUCGUGCAGAGACACCAUCAUGAGCAGAGAGAGCUUCCACGCAGAGACCCGAACCACCUCCUGCUCUGACAAACGAGCCACCAUCAGCGGCAAGGCGGUGGCGGUGCUGGUGACACCGAGCUGCUUCUCCGUGACCUCUGACCUUCUCCACAUGGCGUCCAGCGCUUUCCUCCUGGUCGUCAACGUGAGCUCCUCUUUCAGUGCUGCCCACGCGGAGGCCCUGGAGAAACAGCUGGAGGCGGGAGGAGCCCAGGUGUGGAGUAGAACCUUGGUCCUGUUCAGCCACGGCGAUUGGCUGGGCGACACGAGCAUCGAGCAGCGCAUCGAGAGCGAAGGAGAGUCGCUGAGGAGGCUCGUGGAGAGGUGUGGGAACAGAUACCACGUCCUGGAUAACAAACACCGGGGGGGUGGAGCUCAGGUUAAGGAGCUCGUAGACCUGGUAGAGGAGACGCUGGUGGAGGACAGGCUGGCUGUCCUUCACAGAGGUGAUCACGUGUGGAAACGUGAUUCUGUACGAGAUGUGACGCUGUGUCAAAAAGAUUUAAAGAUGAUCAGGAGCCGCAGACUUCAGAUGUCCCAUGACCUGACUGAAUCAGCCAAUCCCACCACACAAACAUCUCUAAACUGCUCAGGAGGCCCUGAUAGUGGUGGUCAGAUAGUGGCACUUCCAGCAGGAAGAAGAGGACGGUCUGGACCAAACAUCCUGGACAGAGACAGAAUCAUGUCCUGUUUAGCCUCUAUGCUCUCUGGUGAAGACGCAUCGAGGUGGACCAUGAAUCUGCCUUUCUGGCUCCCGACUGAUGAUCCUUACCUGAGACUGAACGGUGCACGCCGUCUGUCCUCAUCCACACAUCAAACAGUUCUCAUGGUUCUACCUCAAACACAACACAGGAUGCUUGGGGAGGAAAAUGGCAUCGGCGUUCAUCUGCUCUGCCACCCUGCGUUGAGAGAGCGGACCCUCAGGAGGCUCACUGAGGCCGGAGGUCUGCAGGCGCUGAUCGAACAGUGGGGCGACAGCAGCCUGGAGGAGCUGGAGGCCUUCAUUGACUCGUACUUUGAGAUGGUUUGGGAGCAAACUAUGGGGUCAUUUCAGGAACCCGUCUGUCCCACCGCAGAGCAGGAGGAUGUCGUUGAGAAAGAGGAGGCUGGACAGCAGGAGGUGCUCUCAUCCAUCGACAGGAAACUUUCAAAGCUGGAGCUCCUUGAGGUGAUCAGGAAGGAUCUGGCCGAGCUGAGGACGAGUCUGGAGAACGGCUGGAGGGCCAUACAGGAACUCAGAGAAAAAAGGAAACAGGAUGACGAUCAUGUUGAUACAAAGAUGGAGUAA